Molecule: messenger RNA, 1097 nt
Organism: Lingula anatina
Lineage: Eukaryota; Metazoa; Brachiopoda; Lingulata; Lingulida; Lingulidae
Product: medium-chain acyl-CoA ligase ACSF2, mitochondrial
Source: RefSeq, a predicted model, not a curated record
GACAAAAACAACAAGAUCGUGCCAAUUGGCGUGGAAGGGGAAAUAUGCGUAAGGGGAUUUUCGAUGUUCAGUACAUAUUACGGUUGUGAAGACUUGUACAGGAAAGUGAUGUCCCCGUCUGGUUGGUACUACACAGGGGACAUUGGGUCUAUGGACGAGUACGGGUUUACAUACUUCAGUGGCAGAAAAGCCAAUGUACUUCAUUUUAACCGCUGGGGUGACAAGGUUUAUCCUGCUGCUAUAGAAGCUGCGGCAGAGAAAUAUCCCAAAGUUAGCCAGACACAGGCUGUUGGUUUUAAGGAGCCAGGGGUGGUAGACUGCGAUACAAUCAUCUUAUGUGUCAUACCCGCCAAAAACCAAGAUAUCACAGAGGACGAACUACGAGCUCACUGUGAGAGGGAGCUGUUGGAUCACAUGUGGCCGGACCACUAUGUCGUUAUGGAGACGUUCCCCAGGGUGGGGAUCAGGCAGAAGGUCUCCAAAGAAGAACUCCUGAAAAGUGCCAAGAGUAUCCUCCUGGAUUCCGGUAAAUUGAAGUUGAGUGAGAUGAACCAGUGAAAACAGUGGCGACAAGACAGGCCUGGAAUUGUCUCACAUCCGGGACUUCUGACAUUUGCGAGAUUUCUCGCGAGACGAGAUUGAAAGUUUCCAGUGACCAAUAUCGAUUUGUGCUUAUAUAAACAGAAAAGAAAAAAGGGAUAAUAAUAAUAAUAAUAAUAAUAAUAAACAACAACAACAACAACAACAACAACAUUUAUCGGGAUAAUGUUGAUGUAAUUGACGUUUCUGAAGUACAAAUAACAGUUUUAUAUGGCGAAAGGCCUCGAUGAAUUUGCAUAAAGGGGUAAAAAUUCUUGAUACAUUGUGUUUGCUUUUAAUUGAUUAAAAUGUCCAAUGACAUGACAUCUUUCACCUUUUUCAAAAUGAAUUUUAUAAGAAUGGCAGGAUCUUAAGAAAGAACUAUCAGAACAUGUGGCACUUAUUGUGUUUAAUGAACCAAAAUGUGUACGUAAAAAAACGUAAAUGAAAUUCUUGCUGUGAUUGUAAAGGUUUUAAAUGGUCUUUAGGUUUCUGUGUUGCUGCCUUUAACGGGUUCA